Yamadazyma tenuis ATCC 10573 is the source of this 924-nucleotide messenger RNA. It is a transcript of the gene MRPS9, whose product is annotated as mitochondrial 37S ribosomal protein uS9m. Gene Ontology annotation, biological process: translation. Lineage: Eukaryota; Fungi; Ascomycota; Pichiomycetes; Serinales; Debaryomycetaceae. Gene Ontology annotation, molecular function: structural constituent of ribosome; RNA binding. Gene Ontology annotation, cellular component: mitochondrial small ribosomal subunit; ribosome. The record is from RefSeq and is a predicted model, not a curated record.
AUGUCUUUACCAAAAAGUUAUUUGGGUUUGCUUGGGAGAACCGUACGGCUCUUCAGCUCCUCCACCAAGGUUUUGAACGAGGCAGCCCCAUCGAUCCCCAGAAGCAUAAGGAAUGAGAGACUUAUCAACGUGAUCCCUUCGCUGUUGGGCAAAGACAGAAUCAAGGACUACGAGUUCGAAAGACUCAGAAUAGUCCCCGAAUUGAACACCUAUUAUGGGGGAAACCCCAUUCAUGACUCAACCAUGAGCAGAUUACAGUCCCUAGUACAACGUCAUUUACAUUUGCCUACGAAAGAAUUAACUAGUCAAGAGCUCCUGGAAAGUAAGUUUUUAUCAUUCCUUGAGUACAGAGAUAAUUACGCCCGUAACGAAAGAGUCAAGGUGGCUCAUCACAGAGACUUGAUCGGGUUGUUGAACAGGUUAAGAAGUAUUGACCCCCAGUUAAUGCCCAAAGAAGUUGUCGAGACUUUGAACGAGUUUGUAAGUCAAACCGGUCAAUCUACAUCGAAAACUAGAACCAUCAAAACCUUCGAUGAAAAUGGUAUAGCAAAGGCCAAAGGCAAGAAGAAGACGUCUGUUGCCAAUAUAAAAUUAGCUAACGGAAAUGGCUUGAUCAUGGUGAAUGGAGUUAAUUAUACCAACUAUUUCACCAGAGAUGAGGACAGAGACAAGAUUACCUUUCCGUUGUUGGCCAUUGACAAGUUGGCUCAAUUCAACGUAUUUGCGGUGAUCAAUGGAGGUGGUAUUAGUAGUAAGGCUGAUGCUCUUAGGUUGGGUUUGAUCAAGCUUUUAGGCCAAUUAAACCCUAUAUGGAAGAGAAGAUUGAAGUCUGCUAACUUGAGAUCUGUGGAUCCUAGAAUUGUUGAGAGAAAGAAGCCGGGUAAGGUCAAGGCUAGAAAGUCCCCUACGUGGGUCAAGCGUUAG